Messenger RNA from Baudoinia panamericana UAMH 10762, 501 nucleotides. RefSeq lists its product as uncharacterized. Lineage: Eukaryota; Fungi; Ascomycota; Dothideomycetes; Mycosphaerellales; Teratosphaeriaceae. The record is from RefSeq and is a predicted model, not a curated record. The coding region runs from base 1 to 501 and encodes 166 amino acids. The transcript has a single exon.
AUGGCUGCAAUUACUGGUUUGGCGAAGUGCCUAGUGGAGACCAUUCGACUUCCCGGUAGCCUGUGGAAUAAGGAUGUACCUUGGAAACAUCAAUGGUUUGCUCAUCUGCUCAUUAUUGCAACAACAGCUGCGGCAGCACAAGCCGUACGCCACUGCCGCACGCUGUGGGUUCCUGCAGCAUCGUUCCACCGCGGACCAUCAUUUUCGCGUGCUUUGUGCCUCUCGCGCAUGCCCGUCUUGUCAGACCCUCCGAUAGACGUCAGUCGUCAGCUACAGUGCUGGCUGACCGGAGCUCAUUCUAGAAAUGCCGUGGAAACGUUAAGCAUACAAACAUGUUGCAUCGAUGGUGGACACGUGCAAAGCAAAAUGCGGCAGCACGUAACAGAGGCCCUAAUGACAAAAGGUCUAUUGGCCUUCCGUAAGAAAAAUCCUUGUCUCUGCUUUGCAGGAGAGUCUGCUGUUUUCAUGGUUAUUGCGCAGCAGCAAGCGAGUCACCCGUAA